This is a messenger RNA of Exophiala dermatitidis NIH/UT8656, 846 nucleotides long. RefSeq lists its product as uncharacterized. The record is from RefSeq and is a predicted model, not a curated record. NCBI's taxonomy places the organism in Eukaryota, Fungi, Ascomycota, Eurotiomycetes, Chaetothyriales, Herpotrichiellaceae. Gene Ontology annotation, cellular component: membrane; mitochondrion; cytoplasm. The transcript is spliced from 2 exons. The coding region runs from base 1 to 846 and encodes 281 amino acids.
AUGCUAACUCUGCAGCGGCUGACUGUCAAGAUUGGUACGAGGUCGCUACGACCACGGAUACCACGGGGGCGGCGGCCUCAACAUGACCAGCAGCGCAGCGCAUCCAAUUCCAGCUCGUCGCCCAAAGAGCAGUCGACCAAGUUGACCGAGACAGCGCUUCCUCCCCAUGUCCCGAACGAAGUGAGCAUCCAAUCUACGAAAGCGGCGGCGCGACCGGUCGAUAUUCCCAUUCAGCUAUGGUACCACCGACUGGGGCCAGUCUCGACCUUCUUCAGCUGGUUCCAUCGGACUCAGGUGAAGAGGCCGUACACCGUGCAAGUAUCCACGACCCUGAUCACCUAUCUGUGUGGUGAUCUACUGGCGCAAGACAUUGGAGGAGAGCCGUAUGAUCCGAUCCGAACAUUGCGGAUGUUGACGAUCGGGGCAGUGGCCUCGAUUCCAGGAUAUAAAUGGUUUCUCUGGUUGGGCAGGAACUUUAACUUCUCGUCCAAAGUUGCGUCUAUUGCGACCAAAGUCGUGGUUAACCAGGCCGUGUUCACGCCGGUCUUCAACACCUAUUUUUUCGGUAUGCAAGCCAUCUUGACCGGGGAGCCGCCUUCUGGCAUCAUUGCCCGAAUCAAAGGCACUGUGCCCAUCAGCAUUGUGAACUCGCUCAAACUAUGGCCUGCGGUCACGGCGUUCAGUUUUUGGUUCAUCAUGCCGCAAUAUAGAUUCAUGUUCUCGGGCAUCUUUGCCGUCGCAUGGCAGGCAUAUUUGAGUUUCUUGAACAGAAAGGAGGAAAAGAUCGAGUUGGCUACGGAUUCUUUGAGCAGACCUGUCAUUCCGGAGGGAGUUCGGGUGAAGUGA